AUGCCGAUUGCGAAUUUGCCUUCAAUGAUAACUUCGCAAGCUGUCACUCCAUGUUCCGCAACCUUGCUCCAAGGAGAAGUCUUUUGGGUUGUCGGCCUUCUUUCGUUGUUUGGGUCUGUGUUUGUAGUUGGGUGGCAGUAUUUCCUCCCUGAUAACAAUAUGGUUCAGUCUAUUAUGUUGGUAAAUCUGGGUAUUUCAGACGGCAUCAUGGGUAUUUACCUCAUCAUUAUAGGUAUAAAAGACCUGCAAUGGUCAGGGGAAUACUACCUGCACGACUAUGAGUGGCGCACCGGCUGGUUUUGCCCUUUCAAUGGCGCCAUGUCUGUCCUUUCAAGCGAGGUGUCUGUUAUGAUGAUUUCUCUGAUUGCAUGGGACAGGCUCAAGAACAUUGUGUUUCCUUACACGUUUGCAAAAAUUACACCAAGGCAGACCCGUAUUAUGUGCGCAGUUAUCUGGCUGGUGGGAGGCAUUAUGGCAUUCCUUCCCUUGUCUGGAAUGCGAUACUUUGGUGACUGGUAUUAUGGCAAGAACGUGGUGUGCCUGCCACUGCAACUUUCCCCGCAGUUACAAGAAGGCUGGGAAUUCUCCACUUCCAUCUUUAUCAUUUUCAAUUUUUCUCUUUUCAUCUUCAUUAUGAUUGCUUAUCUUGCCAUCUUGUUGAAAUCAUGGUCGUCGAGCAGACGGCUGGGUGCGCAUGGAACUGUUCGUGAAAUACGAGCAAGAGCACAAAGCGCACAGGCCAAAAGAGAAAGAGCACUUGCCAAAAGAGUCUUCUUCAUUAUUCUGACCGAUUUCUUGUGUUGGAUACCAAUCAUUGCUAUCGGCAUUAAGUCCCACGUCGAGAAAACGUUUGAUCCACCUGGUGAUCUGGCAGUGUGGAUUGCAGUGUUCGCCUUGCCGAUCAAUUCAGCUAUCAACCCACUGCUGUACACGCUUUCUACUCCACAGGUAACAGUUUUCUCUUGCUUUGAAAUACGAUACACGGUCAUUUUCAGUCUUAACAGACACCCCUGCGAAAUGAUUUUUGAAACAAACACAGAUCGAUUAUCCCCACUGUUUUCCAGAAAUUUUGAUACUUUCACUCAAAGGCAACCUCUCUCUUUUUCAAAUUUAUUCUUAUUACGACUGACAAAUUUUAUUUUGAGACCCUCAAGUUACAGUCGAUAAAAGUUUGUUUUUGUAUAUUUUUUGCGAAGUACCCCAGAAGUGGAGAAGCACAGUUUUUCUGUUUACUUCUUCACUGUUGGUUAUAAGCAUGGAGACAAACCUAAAUUUAAAUGCAAUUUAGUAAAUAUCUCUUUCAUUAACUGCCGCAUAAAUUGAUAAUGUAUAGGUGCAAGCUGUGUUGAAACCAAAACUGAGGAAACUGUGGUUCAAUGUUCGAUCUAUUUUCCGAAGUGGACAAAAUCAAGACGGUACGGUGCAUUUAUAUAUACCAUAAUAAGGCCUUGGAGGAGAUGAGGGUGAAAGUGGUAUGAAAUGGUAAAAACAAACAUUGCUUCCAAUAAAAAAAAAAACAGAAAACGAAAACAAACAGACAAAAAGAAAAUUUUUUAAAUCUCAAAGGCAUAAUAAACAAAAUGUUAUAACAGGUUUUCGUAAAGAACAGAAGGUAUUGUAGAAGAGGCCGGCAAGAAAAGAAAUUAAUGCAAGAGAGUGAUUAAAACUGUGGGAAGAAAUGGGGACUAAGCACUAAAUUUAUAAUGUCAAUAGAAGAAACGACCCGAUUAGAAAUCAUAAUUUAAUGUUCAUGAGCUAUUCCGAGUUAUAGCGGUUCAGAGAUAAAGUGCCGCAACUUCGGCGCGGGAAUGAACUGUCAUCGGUAUAAAGAGGAAAAACCGAGGUAGUAAAAAUCAGCGAAAAUUUUUCGAACUUCAAAGUGGGACAGUCAAUUUUAUUUUAUUGCAUUUUUAUUUUUUUUUUUGUGGGAGAGAUAUGGCGGCAAAGUAAAAAAAUAUAGAGCUGCUAGAUUUAUGCGCGAGGGAUGCAUUCUGUUUUUUUUCCUGCUGAUUCGUAGCGGGGGGUUACUGUAUUAGGCAAAAUAAAACAAAAUGAUAUGAAACGAAAUGCAAAUUCUGUCAUUUGUGAAAAGAACUCAAAAUCUUUCAUUUGCGAACUGGAAAUCUGUAAUUUGCAAGACUAGAAGUGUGGAGAACUUCAAGGUCACCAGCCGGAAGAAUAAAUCUGUCGGUUCAUCACAAGUUUGGAUUGCAUAUGCAACCUAUUGUGCAAUGUAAAGAUAGUGCGCAACAAGCGGUAGAAACGGCCGAAACUUUAGUUUCUUGGGUUUUAUCAAAACUUCCUAAAUGCUUCAUAUCCCACGAAUGCACAGCUGAAGUAUCAGCCAAUUGUUUUAUAACAUUGUCAACGCAUUAUGUUGCAUGUUGUUUUCUCACAAUUUGGGAAAAUUUCGAGAAAUACAGCGCGCAGUUAGUCUCAAAUAAGUCGUCUUUGAACAAUCGCAAGCUCUAAUGAAACUAGAUAAGUUCAAAGACCUAUCCCUAAGCUAGAAAAAAAUUUGACAGUUUUUUGUUAUAAUGUACUCAGAAACCAAAAUUUUUAAAAUAAAAUUCGCAGUGCAUACUUGGCAAUCAGAUUUCAAAGUCACUUCUUAUAUACGUCGGGUUUACCCAAUGAACGUGAACUGAAAGGUAAGUCAAAAAAGAGAGAAACGCUUCAUUCAAAUAAAUACCAAGUACGUUAUGUAUUGCCGAAAAGAAUCAUAUUUCCUUGCGUAUGUUCGACCCGCGUUAAAGAUUCACAUUUCUGGGAUCGCUGUUUACUUGACUUCAUGGCCAGAAUAUUGCGAAGCGUUGUGUUCAAAAGUUAUCACAUCUAAAACAAAAUCUUCUUUUGCAGAAUACUUCAGGUAUGUUAACACUUAUAAAAAUAUAUCUAACGAGCAAAAGAAUGCCCCAAAAUAGCGAAGUCGACUGUUUUCAGCAAAUUCAGUUUCGUUUUCCAUCCAUGAUUCGGAUCGUGUUUGGGAAUCGUAGUAUUGCUCACCCGAGAGCUCUUGCCAUCGCUUUUAAGACUUAAAAGAUCAUCGCUUCCCAAACGAGUAUCCUUCCACAGAUUUACCUUUCAAUAAGAGCUUUUAAAGGUCUAUCUCAAUCGGGAUGGAAAGGAUGAAUUUCUUGAAAACCUCUCAGCCAAACUCGUCCGCAAGUUCGCAUUCAAUCGCUGAGGAAAAUUUUCAAUCUGGAGGCAUAUGUCUGCAGACGUCAUUAGCAUGUACAAUAGGAUUAUGAAGCACGCUUACGCUGUUGAAUUUGGGAACUUGAAUUUGGGAACUUGAAUUUGUUAGCUAUGUUAUCAGUUCCUCCCUCCCACAAAUACUUUUUCACUCUCCAACAAUGAAUUCAAGAAACUUUCGCUAAUUAUUCUUCAUACCGAUGAGAUAGACUUCGCCUCUUUCUCGCGCCGUAAUUUAGGUACCAGAUCUCUGAACCAAGCAAUAUUGGGGCAAAUGGAUACCACUUGCAAAUUAAACCUUUUUUAAAUAGAAUGUGAGCGUAAAACUGUGAACCAUUUUCAAAAUAUAGAUGGAUAAGCUUCUAAAGAUGCAGAUCUGACUUGAAGAAUGACUUUUUAAACUGAUGUUUGGAUAAGCCUUAAUCUUUGUUUGUAAAAGUUUAAGACAAUUUUUUUUGCUUUUUGUUUUUUUGUUUUUUUGUUCUGUUACAUAGCGGAAGCAGGAAAUGAUCAGCAGGGACAGAUUAUGAAUGAAGAACACGCCAACAACGAAGAGGGUAAUAUAUGGUGAUUCCUUGUGUAAUUAAAAAUUAAAUGACUUCUCUCCAACUUCAAGUGUUCAAUGUAUAAUGAUUUUCCUUUGUUUCUUCUUUUCCUUUUUAUUCCCUUUUUCCCACAUUUUCUUCCCAUAGGAGAGCAGAUUGAAAUGCAAGAAAUAGAGCACAACGAAAUCCCGGAAGUGGAAGCUCCUGAAUCGCCUUUUCUGCAACCAGGUCAGUAUUCCAUCCGUAUACUUAUUUUCACUGAAACAUCAUUCCGCAAUUAGCUAAGUGGGUAAUCAAAUGGGAAACCUGUGAAGCAAAUUAUUCGUCUCAGUACUCGUAGGUAUUAUAUCGUGGGUAUGAAUGUACUUUUUUUAAAAUGAUUUUGGUCAUAUGUGAUUGAUUUCAUAGUUUUCAACUCGCAUGGCACGUGUAUAUAUUUAAAUUAAAUCAUCUACCACAUGUUAGCACUCUUCCUGAUUAAAAUAAAUAAAUGGAAACAUACCACUCUGCUCCUCUUCCGAUAAUUCUUUUUGUGCAUUUUGAGAAAAGAAAAAUAGAGGAAGGGCAUCCCGUUAUGACAUAAACGCCAUGAAUUUUAAUGUAAUCACGAUAAGCUGAUUACUGAAAGAAAAAACCUAUAAUAAAACUAACUCCUUUGGUCUUUCUUAAGUUACCUUCAACAAUUCUGGAGACGGUUCUCCUUACGCACUUUCUGAACCUCACUUGGUUCCCAUACGACAGAGCUCUAGUUAAUGACUAAUAAGUAUUCACAAUUAUCAUUCCAUGAUUUAAGUUUGCGGUUCUACUAUGAGGUAAAUAACUUAAACUGGAAAAUAAUUUUUUGGUCCAUCGACAGCUAUGGAACAAGCCUGUGGAGGGGAUGAGACCCCAUCUUCUUCCGGUAAAAUAUCUUAUUAAUUGAAAUAAAAUUUCCCGCCUAUUAUUAUGUUUUUAUUAUUAUUUUUUUUAUUUCAAAAAUAUUAAAACAAGUCAUGUAGAACUGUUUUAUUCACAAGAGUAGAACUGUAAUCAUUACAACUGUAAAUUGUAACUUCGACUGCUGUUUAAAAUUGUUCCUGAGAAUCGCCAGAUGCUGAGCAAGAAAUGAUGUGGUGGGAGUUAAUGAAAGAAAGCACUGAGUCACAUCAACUGUUUUUUGAAAAAGUGUGAUUUCAAAUACACGUUAUCAUGCGCAUAAACUUACACAUGUGAAAUAAUGUGAGCUGUAUAACAUAAGCAUCAUGGCAUGGUUUACUCUACUUGUUCUUUUGAAACAGAUUAUGAGGAUGAUUUUGACAUCCGACCAGCCACUGAAAAGACUGUCGAAGGUAAAGAACUUUUAAACAAACUAUGUAAGUCUACCAAACAAUAAAUUAAGAAGAGCCUCGUACAACCCAAAGUGUUGGCUGGUUCCACAAAACUGGCUUGUGGUAUAUUUAUUUAUAUAUCCUUGUAUGUUAUACAAAAAAGAUUCUAUUUCGGUCUCUUGAAUGAAUUCAUAGAAGAAGCUAGGUGGUCACCAUCUCCUUUAAGGUCAAAAAAGUCUUUCCUCACUAACUGAAAAUAAUGACUCUUGCAAACUUAAAAAGACAGAGUGGGGGAAAUUGGACAAAAUUAGACGUAUUCAUGCCCUACACGCAAGUGCACCAAACACCACCUGCCUCAUGCCCGUUUAGGGUAGAAGACUCUUGCGCAAUGCCUAGUGAAUAUCUUUAAUAGCUAUUGAUACAAGAGUUGAAAAAUUUUCAACAAAUGUCAUUUGUUUUUAAUCAUCUUAUUACUUACUCAUAAUGCCAUAAUGUGCUUAGUUUCAAGUUUACAAGUAUUCGAUUACUAAUUUUUUCAAAAUGUGUUUCUCCAGGUCAGAAAGGAGAGAAAAAAAGCGAGCCUGAACAGCCAAUUGAAGAAGGUAAAUUUCAUACGGUUCAGUUUCUUUUGCUUUAAUUUUUUUAACCUUUACAGCUAAAUGAGCCAAUUUGGUGGCUUCGACCAUGGGCCGGGUUUAUUAUGAAGACCACUUAUUAUAUUUGAUAGGUAUUAUAUAUGCGUUAGCCUACACAGCAACACUGACAGUUACUAUAAUGCAUUCUAUACGUUUCCCUUAAAGUACUCAUAUCUCAUUAUAAUUAACAACCUUGCUAUCACACAGAAUCUAAGGAGCAGGUGGAGAGUGAAGAGAUUCCGAUGCCAAGUGACGAAGGUAAA
Pocillopora meandrina is the source of this 5945-nucleotide messenger RNA. NCBI's taxonomy places the organism in Eukaryota, Metazoa, Cnidaria, Anthozoa, Scleractinia, Pocilloporidae. The record is from the annotation of a GenBank genome assembly.